Messenger RNA from Vitis riparia (riverbank grape), 2577 nucleotides. RefSeq names its product exportin-4-like. The record is from RefSeq and is a predicted model, not a curated record. Gene Ontology annotation, biological process: protein export from nucleus. Gene Ontology annotation, cellular component: nuclear pore; cytoplasm. NCBI's taxonomy places the organism in Eukaryota, Viridiplantae, Streptophyta, Magnoliopsida, Vitales, Vitaceae. Gene Ontology annotation, molecular function: nuclear export signal receptor activity. The transcript is spliced from 20 exons. Bases 176 to 2539 code for a protein of 787 amino acids.
CUUAACAGACACAGCGAAGUAAAUCAUUUCUAGGGUUUUAUUCUCUCCUUCACCACAAUCAAACAAACAUUGCCCCAUAGUUGUCAUUCUUUGUUAUCUAAAAUCAAAAAAUUAGAUACUGAUUCCAUUUUCUUUCUCUGAAAAUUUCCGUUUUCUUACUAUAAACUGAGCCAAGAUGCAGGGGUCUUCAGAUAGGGGUCCCGCCGAUUUGAAUCAGCUCCAAGCCACAAUGCAAGCAAUAGAAAUCGCUUGCUCCUCGAUUCAGCAGAUGCAUGUGAAUCCAGCAGCAGCUGAGGCAACUAUUUUAUCAUUAUGCCAAUCUCCUCAGCCAUAUCAGGCAUGCCAAUUCAUUCUUGAGAAUUCUCAAGUGGCAAAUGCAAGGUUUCAAGCUGCUGCAGCAAUUCGGGAUGCAGCUAUUAGAGAAUGGGGCCUUCUUACAUCUGAUGACAAGAAAAGCUUGAUUAGUUUUUGUUUGUGUUUUGUAAUGCAACAUGCCAGUUCUCCUGAGGGCUAUGUCCAAUCAAAGGUUUCUUCUGUUGCUGCUCAAUUGAUGAAAAGGGGUUGGCUAGACUUUGCAGCUGCUGAGAAGGAGGCAUUCAUGUAUGAGGUAAAACAGGCUGUGCUUGGCGUUCAUGGUGUAGAUGUGCAGUUCACAGGAAUCAAUUUCCUUGAAUCUUUGGUAUCUGAAUUUUCUCCAUCUACUUCAACUGCCAUGGGCCUUCCUAGGGAGUUUCAUGAGAAGUGCCUAAAAUUGUUAGAACUAGAGUAUUUGAAGACAUUCUACUGUUGGGCACAAGAUGCUGCUGUAAGUGUCACAAGUCGAAUAAUAGAAUCUCAUUCUGCUGUACCUGAGGUUAAAGUUUGUACUGCUGCAUUACGUCUCAUGCUUCAAAUCUUAAACUGGGAUUUCCGCUACAACACAAAUAUGGCUAAAGGCGCAAAACCGAGUAUGGAUGUUUUUAACGAUGGAGUUCGGCAUGAUAUUGCUUCACCUAAGAGAUCAGAGUGUAUCUUAGUGCAGCCGGGUCCUUCUUGGCGGGAUGUUUUGAUUUCAAAUGGUCAUAUUGGUUGGCUUUUGGGCUUAUAUGGGGCACUUAGGCAAAAGUUUUCAUGUGAAGGUUACUGGCUUGACUGCCCUGUUGCAGUGUCUGCAAGAAAGCUUAUUGUACAAUUUUGCUCCUUAACAGGAACCAUAUUUCCAUCUGCCAAUAUGCAAGAACAGCACCUUCUACAACUGCUAUCUGGAAUUAUACCGUGGAUCGAUCCUCCUCAUGCUGUUUCACAAGCUAUUGAAUGUGGAAAGAGUGAAAGUGAGAUGCUUGAUGGUUGCCGGGCAUUAUUAUCUAUGGCAACUGUGACUACUCCCACUGUGUUUGACCAACUCUUGAAAUCUGUAAGCCCUUUUGGCACUCUUACACUGCUAUCAACAUUGAUGUGUGAAGUGAUUAAAGUCCUAAUGGCGAAAAACACUGAAGAGGAGACGUGGAGUUGGAUGGCACGCGAUAUUUUAUUAGAUACGUGGACCACCCUUCUCAUACCAAUGCAUAGCAUAGGUGAGAAUGCUAGGUUUCCAUUAGAAGGAAUAAAUGCUGCAGCCAAUCUCUUUGCCUUGAUUGUAGAGGCUGAGCUAAGGGCUGCUUCUGCAUCAGCUUUCAAUGACGAUGAAGACUCUCAAUACCUUCAGGCUUCUAUUUCUGCCAUGGAUGAAAGGUUAAGCUCUUAUGCUCUUAUUGCAAGAGCUGCAAUUGACGUUGCGAUUCCUUUACUCACAAGACUGUUUACUGAGCGUUUUGCAUGGCUCCAUCAGGGCAAAGGCAUAACUGAUCCAACUGAAACUUUGGAAGAACUCUACUCAUUAUUACUGAUAACUGGACAUGUUCUCGCAGAUGAAGGAGAGGGAGAAACACCUUCGGUUCCAAUGGCUAUACAAACCCAUUUUGUGGACAUUGUAGAAACACAUAAACAUCCUGUUGUUGUACUUUCUAGUACAAUUAUAAGGUUUGCCGAGCAGAGUCUUGAUCAAGAAAUGAGAACGUCAGUUUUUAGUCCUCGACUUAUGGAGGCAGUUAUAUGGUUUCUUGCAAGAUGGUCUUCCACAUAUCUAAUGGUGCCUGAAGAAUGUAGAGAAGACAACUGCAAUUCAGGUUAUGAUCAUGAGAGCUGGCUUCGGUCACAACACUCCAGAAAAGCUUUGCUUAGUUUUUUUGGACAAUAUAAUCAGGGUAAACCUGUGCUUGAUGUUAUUGUUCGGAUCUCCAUGAUGACACUCAUUUCAUAUCCUGGCGAGAAGGAUUUGCAGGCACUUACUUGUUACCAGCUACUUCAUUCACUUGUCCGACGAAAGAAUGUUUGUACUCACCUUGUUGCAUUUGUGAGUCACAUAUCCACAUCUAUUUUCAAAAUGCAUGAAAGAUACUGCAGUUUGUAUGUAUAUGUUGAUACUGUUGAGACCAUAUUUGUGUUCUUUCAACACAGCUAUUUGAAGUUGGAUAUACUGUUGCUUUUCUUUCCAUAUUUCUUUUGUGCUACUUAUUGUUGAGGUAUAAAUUGAGAAACUUUUGGAAGAUUACUUUUACA